Dinoponera quadriceps is the source of this 2580-nucleotide messenger RNA. RefSeq names its product mucin-5AC. The record is from RefSeq and is a predicted model, not a curated record. The transcript is spliced from 3 exons. The coding region runs from base 16 to 2571 and encodes 851 amino acids. Lineage: Eukaryota; Metazoa; Arthropoda; Insecta; Hymenoptera; Formicidae.
UCAGUUGUCGACUACAUGUCCGGACGAUUGGUCGGCGUAAUGAUCGCGCUAUUCUGUGUGCUGAUCGUUCUCGGCUUAUGUCGCUGUGAUGAACUCCCGUCGAGACACGAGGUCGAGAGUUCGAUCAAUCGGACGGUCGACGAGGUCGAAAGGUUGAUUCAACAGGACCCGAGUCUGCCUCGCCUCAGCAGGCAUGAGAUCGUCGAUAUUCUCUUCAACAUCACGUCUAAAGAUGUCGAGGCGUACAAGAAUAAGGAGUCGGUCGAGCAGGCGAGGAGGAUCUAUCAGAAGGCGUUGAUGGUCGUGUUGCCUUACAACGCGCAAGACGCGAAGGAGAACAUCAAGGAAUUGUACACGAGGCCGCCGAUAGUGAAGCUAAUCGCGGAUCCUUCCUUCAGUCCGCAGGACCUCGAGAAAUGGAGAAACGAGAUGCUACUGCAGCCGUCGCCGUCGACGAGCACGUCCACGUCGACGUCCACGAGCCCUUCGACGUCCACGUCGACGAGCACGCAGGGGACGCCGCGCGACAAGCAGCCUCUCGAGAAUCUCGUGGUGACGCACGCGGUGGAGAAGACUCCGCCGAAGGAGAGCCCGCACACGAAAACGCGAUACAAAAACCACAAGGACACGUACUCGGAGGUGCAGACGAAGGUGUCGCUGAAGGAGACCCUCAAGUACGACUCGGCGCCGAUCAAGUUCAGCUUCAAUCUGGAGAACCUGCAGAAGCAGUCGACGGCCACGGAGAAACCGGCUUCGAAGGGACCGGUGUAUCAAACGUCCUCCUCGGGCAAGGACGAGAACGUUUACAUCGUGUACAGCACGAGCGCGGCGACCGAGCAGACGAACUACCGGGGUGUCUCGCAGGGAUUCGAUCCACGUACGACGUCCCGUCCCCCCAGUCAUCAGCUGAACAUCCUGUCUUCCGAUCAAUGGCGUUACAACGCACCGCCGAGCACCACUCAGAGGAUCACGACGACGUCGAGAGUGGCGUCUUUCGAGAGGAUCCGAGAGAAACCGUCGUUCCUCCCGACCGUCAAGAUAUCACCGGAAGACGCUGUGAUGACAACGACGACGACGACGACGAGCAAAGCCGAAGACCUCUCGAAGCUGUCGCAAAUGGCGGGCACCGAACGACCGACGACUUCCAUCUACGUGACACCAGUGUCCUCCUCUACUCCUUCCUCAUACCCCACGUCUUCCACCUCGGUAAAGUCCAAGUACAAUUCCACGUACAAUCUGAACUCCGGAGGAUUCCGCAGGAUCACUACGACGCCUAUGACGAUGCGUCCGGAGGUGAUGGACCUGCUCGCCUCGAUCGGACUUCGGCCGGAGAACACCACGAACGUGGAGGAGGUGUUCGUGAAGAAUCAGGAAAACCUGGAGGCCAAGUCCCGGAUUCCCGGCACUAGCGGCUUCUUACAUUCGACCGCUACCGGCCUGACGGCGGUGGUGCCCGACUCGCCGUCGAUAGUCGGGCAAAACACCUUCGAGAACCCGGUCUCGGAGAUCAGGCUGGGCAUGAACAACCUGACGCCCGACGUACAGUUGCUGUUCCAACGAUUCGGCCUGCACACGUCCAACCCGGCGACGACGACCACGACGACCACGCUGAAACCGAUCGUGAACACCAACUCCUACACUAACUUCAAACCCUUGCCAACGUCCAGGAUCAAAGACGAGGAAAUGAAAGAGUUCUUGGCGAGGUUCGGACUUGGCGACAACCGGCAGCGGAAAGCCAUGCCGGUGUCGACGGAACGGCCAUCGGUGAUCGAGGUUGUGCCGAGCCACAUGAGACAGAUCUUGGAGAACAUCGGCCUGAUUUCACGCAGGACGCCGAAAACCACGACGCCCAAGAUGGAGGAAUUAAAGCCGCCGAGGACGACUCCGAACCACGUGUUCAAGCCGCACGAGGUGCGGCUGAAGGACGAGGGGCAGAAGAUGAAGAUCAACGAGCUGCUGGACACGGUCAGACUGGUCCAAGAGGGGAAAGCGAGUGCGAAGGAUGUGCGAAAGGUAGCCAACGACCUGAUAGCGACCACGAAGAGCCUGAAGGACGGCCCGGAUCCGCUGAGUCUCGAGGAGCUCGUCAAGAUUUACAACGAAGACGUGAAGAAGAACGAGGUGAAGAGGCAACAGAGCGCGGACGGGCCCGACGGCAGGGAUCGAGGCCGUGAGAACACCUCGACGACGACCUGGACGACUGCCGAAUCGAUAGACGUUUCCUCGACGACUACCCCGACGACGACGACAACUACCUCGACAACGAUCACGACGGUAACCCCGAGCACCACAGAUUCCGCAAAGGAUGCCUCGGACUCGAUGGACGCGGUCACGCCGUCCCCGGAAUCGACGUCGGCACGUACAAAUCUCGCGGUACUGGAGGAAUCUUUCGGCGGUACCACACGCGCGCCCGAUCCCGUUUUACCGACCAGGCCGAGAAGCGGCUUGUACUUCCUGGUGGAUUGGAACACCUUUCUCGAGGUCGGCGAGGACGACAAGGACAAGGUGAACCUAAGGUUCGAACCGAAAGUCGGCGACAGGUCGAGGUUCUUGCCGGUCACCAUACCGUAAUUUCGCGGG